AUGUCGUCCUUUACUAUUCAAGUCCUUAACGAAAGUAACAACAACCAAGUCUACUAUCUCUUCUACAAGCCCUUCUCGGGUGUUGGAUAUACACCUCUUGCAUGCGUCACUCAGAAAUCAGCAACGAUUACAAACACAAAAACCGCCACAUUUACCAUCAAUUUGCCGACUGCUGUCGUCUACGGCGCCAGCCACAAUCAGCCGCUGGGCUCCGGGGUGAACGUCAGCAUCCAAGAGUCUACAGUUAUAAAGCCCCCGGAGGUGGUACCCGUAAGCCUCCAGAACAACAACCCUUACUUCCCCCCGCCCAAGCAAGAGACGUCGGCAGGUAACUGGGCAACAAUAUCGACACAAGAGUAUAAAACGGAUCCUAACGCACAUGUGUUUUGCGGCCUGGGGGUCGUCAGCCACGGCUCAGAAGAGAUUAUCCCCAGCUGCGUCUGGGAGAUACAGCCGAAAUCAACCUAUCCCAUCCCUAACCCCCCGCAGCAGCCGGUGUUUUACAUCUCUAACGAUGCAUCUUUGGAUGUUGGGGCUAUCACCGCGAAGACGUCUGCGGAUGCUACUGUUGAUUUCACAGGCACGGGAGAUAACUUUUGUCUGGUCACGCAGCUCAGUAACAAUACUUUCAAGGUGGAUCCUCCAUCUGACCUUAAGCAACAGAGGGCGUUGGGUCGUGGUACGCGGGGAAUUUGA
Molecule: messenger RNA, 696 nt
Organism: Aspergillus viridinutans
Lineage: Eukaryota; Fungi; Ascomycota; Eurotiomycetes; Eurotiales; Aspergillaceae
Exons: 2
Coding region: 1-696 (231 amino acids)
Source: RefSeq, a predicted model, not a curated record